GGCAGGGCAGGGUAGGGUACGGUACGGUACGGUACGGUACCGUACCAGCAUCCGCCGGGCUUUAUGGACCGGGAUGGGUAAGGCAUCAGGAGCGCAGUCCGGUCCCGUUUCCCUUCGCAGCUGCCGCAGGGAACCACGCUGCUCUCACUGCCGACCCGGAUAGCCCUAAGGAUGCUGCGGCGGCAACGGAAGCGAAAGGCCUCAGCCCCGGAGGAGAUUCCACGCGUGUCUCGGAAGAGGACGGAGCAAGAGGAGGAGCUGCAUGAAGCCCGGCGGAGGGCGGCCCCCUCCGUGCGAGAGUUCAAGUUCAACAAAAAGCGGGUGCGCCUCAUCUCGCAGGCCUCGGAUCUGAAGGAUGGUGGUCGGUGCAUCCUCUACUGGAUGUCUCGGGACCAGCGGCUGCAAGAUAACUGGGCUUUCCUCUAUGCCCAGCGCCUGGCCCUCAAACAGGAGCUUCCUCUGUGUGUCUGCUUCUGCCUGGUGCCCAAAUUCCUGGAGGCUACCAUCCGCCACUAUGGUUUUAUGCUAAGGGGUCUGCAAGAGGUGGCUGAGGAGUGUGCAGAAUUGAACAUUGCCUUCCACUUGCUGCGGGGCUACGCCAAGGACGUGCUGCCUGCGUUCGUGGAGGAGCAUGGUGUUGGUGGGCUGGUGACGGACUUCAGCCCCCUCCGCCUCCCCUGGCAGUGGGUGCAGGACGUCAGGGAGUGGUUGCCAGAGGAUGUGCCAUUUGCACAGGUUGAUGCUCACAACAUUGUGCCCUGCUGGGUUGCCUCCCCCAAACAGGAGUACAGUGCCUAUACCAUUCGGAGGAAGAUCCAGGCUCAGCUCCCUGAGUUCCUCACGGAGUUCCCCCCUGUUGUUCGUCACCCAUAUUCCCCCUCCUGCCCAGCAGAGCCUAUUGCUUGGGAGGCCUGUUAUUCCAGCUUGGAGGUGGACCGUACAGUGAAGGAGGUGGAGUGGGCGACCCCUGGGACGGCUGCGGGGCUGGCUGUGCUGCAGUCCUUCAUCAGAGAGCGACUGAAAUACUUCGGCUCCCACCGGAAUGACCCCAACAAGGCAGCGCUCAGCAACCUGUCCCCAUGGUUCCACUUUGGCCAGGUUUCCACCCAGCGAGCCAUCCUGGAGGUGCAGAAGCACCAGCACAAGUACAAGGAGUCAGUAGAUAUGUUUGUGGAGGAGGCCAUUGUGCGGCGAGAGCUGGCUGAGAACUUUUGCUACUACAAUGAGAACUAUGACAGCGUGCAAGGUGCCUAUCCAUGGGCACAAACCACCCUGAAGCUCCACGCCAAAGAUGAGAGGCCUUUUCUCUACAAGCUGCAGGAGCUGGAGCAGGGGACCACACAUGACCCGCUCUGGAAUGCUGCCCAACUCCAAAUGGUCCGGGAGGGCAAGAUGCAUGGCUUCCUGCGGAUGUACUGGGCCAAGAAGAUCCUGGAAUGGACCCACUCCCCAGAGGAGGCCCUGCAGUUCGCCAUUUACCUCAACGACCGCUAUGAGCUGGAUGGGAGAGACCCCAAUGGCUAUGUAGGCUGCCUCUGGUCCAUCUGCGGCAUACAUGACCACGGCUGGACAGAGCGUGCUGUCUUCGGGAAGAUCCGCUACAUGAACUACGCCGGCUGUAAGCGCAAGUUUGACGUGCGGCAGUUCGAGCGCCGCUAUGCCCCCUGCACACUCUCCCAGUGACAGGCACAGGCUCACACCUUACACCGCAGCCAGGGAGCACCAUGAAUGCUGUUGGAAGGCUCACUGUGAUGGUGGGAAGCCCUGGGGUUUCACAGGUCUCUCACCCCCUGCUUGAGCUGCUGGAGCCCCAUGGGGCUCUCCAGGGCCCUCCUGCUGACACAUCCUCAGUGUGUCUGUGCCUGGCCAAAACCUCUUCUAGAACCACUGUGCUUGGGUGCAAGCCAAGUCGCUGUUGCUGCUGCUAGUCACAGCUUAGAUUGAGGCUGAGCAGGGCUUUUCUGGGGAAAAGCUCCUAGAAAGCGGCUCCUCCUGGUGUGCUGCAAGGCAGGGAAGCCUUGCUUUGCUCCAUGGAGAGCCAGUGCUAUGCUUGUACAAGCAUCUGUCAACAGUUGUUUGAAAGUUUACAGUUUGUAUCUA
Messenger RNA from Melopsittacus undulatus (budgerigar), 2100 nucleotides. Its product is annotated as deoxyribodipyrimidine photo-lyase-like. Gene Ontology annotation, molecular function: deoxyribodipyrimidine photo-lyase activity. The coding region runs from base 172 to 1683 and encodes 503 amino acids. The record is from RefSeq and is a predicted model, not a curated record. Gene Ontology annotation, biological process: photoreactive repair. The transcript is spliced from 9 exons. Lineage: Eukaryota; Metazoa; Chordata; Aves; Psittaciformes; Psittaculidae.